UCUUCCGGUUCCAUAUAAACAUUCAGAGUAUUCAGAGAAGCAAAGAAAAAAUUCCUCCAGUAAAGAGUUAACAAUGGAAUCUUCUGCAAUGCGACAGGAAACGUUCGAUUGCUCUGAAUAUGGAAAUAGAUCUUGCUCAGAAAAUGAAAGGUCUCUGGGUGUUCGAGUGGCCAUGUAUUCGCUUAUGGCAGGAGCCAUAUUCAUCACAAUAUUUGGCAAUCUUGCCAUGAUAAUUUCCAUUUACUACUUCAAGCAGCUUCACACACCAACCAACUUCCUCAUCCUCUCCAUGGCCAUCACCGAUUUCCUCCUGGGAUUCACUAUCAUGCCAUAUAGUAUGAUCAGAUCUGUGGAGAACUGCUGGUAUUUUGGGCUUACAUUUUGCAAGAUUCAUUAUAGUUUUGACCUGAUGCUUAGCAUAACGUCCAUUUUCCAUCUUUGCUCAGUGGCCAUUGAUAGAUUUUAUGCUAUCUGUUACCCAUUACGCUAUUCCAUCAAAAUAACUAUUCCAGUCAUUAAAAGACUGCUACUUCUCUGCUGGUCGGUCCCUGGAGCAUUUGCCUUUGGGGUGGUCUUCUCAGAGGCCUAUGCAGAUGGAAUAGAGGGCUAUGACAUCUUGGUUGCUUGUUCCAGUUCCUGCCCAGUGAUGUUCAACAAGCUAUGGGGGACUACCUUGUUUAUGGCAGGUUUCUUCACUCCUGGGUCUGUGAUGGUGGGGCUUUAUGGCAAAAUUUUUGCAGUAUCCAGGAAACAUGCUCAUGUCAUCAAUAACUUGCCAGAAAAUCAAAAUAAUCAAGUGAAGAAAGACACAAGAGCUGCCAAAACUUUAGGAAUAGUGAUGGGUGUUUUCUUAUUAUGUUGGUUUCCUUGUUUCUUCACAAUUUUAUUGGAUCCCUUUUUGAACUUCUCUACUCCUGUAGUUUUGUUUGAUGCCUUGACAUGGUUUGGUUAUUUUAACUCCACAUGUAAUCCCUUAAUAUAUGGCUUCUUCUAUCCCUGGUUUCGCAGAGCACUGAAGUAUAUUUUGCUAGGUAAAAUUUUCAGCUCACAUUUCCAUAAUACAAAUUUGUGUAUACAAAAAGAAAGUGAGUAGAUUUAUUCUGCAUGAAUAAAUUGAAGCCAAAAGACUAGAACUUAGAAGAUUGAAGUUGUUUAAAAUGUGCGUUUGUAUGCAUAUGUGUAUUAUCUUAGCUACUAUAGAAAGUUCUUGGUUUCUAAGAUAAGAUAAAAAAAAGGAAGCUUCUCUUUGAGCCAAAAAUCCCUCCAAUCGUUUUCAGAAUUCUUACACAUCCAUUACUUCCUGGUAGAGAGAAAACAAAAGAAAAUUAGAAAAGUAAAGAGAACAUGGGGAAAGCCAGAGAUGGAAAGGGUAAGACACACAAAAGCUUUCAUAGUGUUCAAAAGGGGUCAAAAUAUAGGCUGAGCUUGGGAACUGCUUGUACCUCUCCCGACCACAGACGCUUUGUGUGAUAUUCCCAUUCAUUUUUGUUCUUCAGGGUCUUAUCAGAUGUACUUUGAAACAUCAACAACUAAAAGUGAUAGGAAAGUAAAUAUAGAAAUAACAAUUUCAAAAACCCAUAUUCUUCCAGGAAUCAGUUAUGUGUUAGCUGAGAGUUAAGGCUGUACUAGAUUCUGCUGUUGUGAGAACAAAUGUUUCUUAACUAAAAGAAGAAAUGGCAAACUGAGUAACUGGGGCCCCGGGCUCCAGGCGGGUUUUCAUUCAGGAGCCAUCUUAAUCACAACAGAUAAUUUCCAUGUUACUUGCAGUAGAACUCUGUUCAGUGUCUUCCUUUCCUCUGUAGGCUCAUCCAUAUUCUGUAUUGCUAUUUGGUGUCCCGGUGUUUAAUAAAUGUGAAGUACCUACUAAAAACGUUUUGUUUUGAAUCCAUCAUUCUUUUUUGCUUGAUAUUUAUCCUUUUUUUUUUUUUUUGGAGAUAGAGUCUUGCUCUGUCAUCCAGGCUGGAGUGCUGUGGCGUGAUCUCGGCUUACUGCAACCUCUGCCUCCCAGCCGGUUCAAGCUAUUUUCUUAGCUUCCCAACUAGCUGAGACUACAGGCAUCUGCCACCAAGCCUGGCUAAUUUUUGUAUUUUUAUUAGAGACAGGGUUUCAUUAUAUUGGUCAGGCUGGUCUCAAACUCCUGACCUCGUAAUCCACCCGCCUUGCCCACCCAAAGUGCUAGGAGUACAGGCAUAAGCCACUGCACCUGGCCUAUACAUGUGUUUUUUAAUAACAGAGGAGUGGGAGGGAGAAAUAAAGAAGAAAAUUAUUAACUUUAGGUUGAGACUCAUUAAUAACGGAUGGGCUGUGACCAGUGAUGUGUUGAUAUAACUUCAACACUGAGCUCUAAAACAACAGUCCUAAUUUGUAGAGUUUUAUGAUUUCCAUGGUAUAUAAAUUUAAUAACUCUUCCCUUAUAAGUGAUUCCAACCUAUAAAUGUAAUAUCAACUGGCUUUCAAAAGUCGUGAAAAGUUAACAAACUAUUUUUGAAAAUAAUCACAGGUAGUUCCGGUAUAACACUGGCUGCAAACAAUAUUUUUAAUGAAAAGCAAAUUAGAAUAGAAGAAAAUAGGUAAUAUCAAAAUACAUUGCUUGCACCAAGGCUAAGUAUAGCCUCAUGAAGUUUUAUUUUCAGAUAUGUCUCUGUGUAUGUGUGUGUGUGUGUGUGUGUGUUUAUAUAUGGUGGUAAACUGUGUUUCACUGAAAUAUUCCUUGUUUAAUUUCUUCAUUUACAUUAUAGUAAUGAAAAUUGUGAGUUUUCAAGAAGAGAGUAGUUAUAUCAGGUGCAGUUAUGAAAGCAAAUUUGUCAGUGCCUUUUCAAUGAACUUUUAUGUUUCAAAAUGUAAUCACCCUGCUGUGUUCUAGUGAGGAUGACAGAGCAGUUGAGCAUCCUGUAUGCUUGCUGCCUUCCACCAUUCACUCUGCCUUUAUUUCCCAGUACUAGUAAAGUCAUGUCCUUCAAUAUCCAGAAUUUCACAGUAAGCUACAGAUGAGAACACUGAGCCUGGGAGAUUUAGUGGUUUACCCUAGAUUACACAAACAGUUAUAAGCACAGGACUAGAGCCCAGCUCUCUUGAUUUCUUAUUCUGUGUUAUUGUUUAUCGAACUUUUUUUUUUUAGAUUUGUGACAUUUUAACUGGAUUUUUUUUAAAUAAAGAUUUUCAAAAUUCAAACUUGUACAAAUCAAUGAAGUAAAAAUAAAAAUAAUCACUGAAGUAAGAAUAAAAACUCUCUCCCGCCCGAUAUGUUCCCAUUCAGGAAUCAAAGUGUAAACAGAAACCUUUGCUGAUUCAGGCAAUUAUUCCUGCCUUGGAUAUUAGCCAGCAUUUAAUUGAGCCUGCAUGUCUGUGUAUAUUCAAUAUAUGGAAACUUUUGUACCUAAUCUUUCUAGAAUGACCAUGAAAUCACAUAUAAAAUUGUCUUUUAUUUGGGAAAAAAAACCUGAGCCUAUAAAAACAAAUAGGGUAUUUCAAUAUCCCUUAAGAAAGUUAAAAGAGCAAAAGAGCAACCCCACUGGGGAUCCACAGUUAGUACCUGUCUGGAAGCUCAUGGAUCUCAGUUCUCUGCUCCAAUUCUCUUGACAGCAGAAGCAAACUUACAUAUGAAUCAGAUAUCUUAACCCUCUACACUAAACUUUCCGGAAUUUCCCAAUAUUGUACCUGCAAAGCCACCAGAAGAGGGUCAACGAUUCACAACUAACUUUUCAGGAAAAAGAAGGUACUGGGUCAAUCAAAAAAAUUGGAAAUGUUCUAUUAUUUUUAAAUUAUUGCUGAUUUUUUCUCUUCUUCAAAAUAAUUGAAUAGCAAUAGUUGUAUUUUAUAAAGAAUCAGAAAUUGUUGAAAUGGGUUGUAACUGAGAAGGUAGGUUUUAACUUAAAGAUAAUUAUUAUGAUAUUCUGGUGAAAGAAAUGUCUUAAAUUUUCUAUGAAAAUUCAUUUGACAAGGUUGGUAAAUUUCUAUAUAGUGGCAUAUAAAAUACUUCUGCAAAGCAUAAAAACUAUGCAAGACAUGAUUCAGUAAAUUCAGUCAGAAUUUAAAGGACAAUUAUUUAUGAUAUUAUCCAAAUUUGUGUUCAAAUAUAGUUAGGUAUUUCAAAGAUGCUAAAAUGCACUUUCCUCUUUGGCAUUAUAUGUCAAUAAUAAAAAUACUUGUUACAUACUGCUUAAAUCUGAUUCUACGUAUUUUAUUUUUAUAUCCCUUUGCAAGUAAAUACUUGCAAGCAGUAUUUACUUCUUAAGUAAAGAUAGCAAGAUAUUCACUUGCUUUCUGUUUCUCAAAACUAUUCCCCCACUUCAGAUACAAGGAGUGCACAAACUGAAAACACAGUCUCUCUAGAACAGUUCUUCUCAAAUUCAGUGGGCAUAAAAAUAACAUAGGUAUCUUGCUAAUACGUAUGGCGAGGGUUUAUUAGCUAUCUUAUAAAUAGCAUUUGCCAUUUUCCUAGUAUUUUAAUCUUUCCCAAACCACAUGUCUCUAAUACCAUGAGACAAGAUGCCCGUCCAUUAACUAGGUUUUCAUGAUGUGUUAGAAUGAACUUCUUUCCACUUAAUUCAGCAAGAAGUUACUGGUAACCUGCCACGUAUAUGGCUCUGUGUUAAGUGUUGCAAGGAUUAGCAGGUUAAAUGGAUGUUGUCUCACUUCCCAAGUAAUUUACAGUUAGGAGAAGGUAGUGUACUAGAAGAAGAAAACAUAGGUAUUUGAAAUCGUGGUCACCUGUAAGAUAAGGGAGUGGAACCACCUGUCCGGAGAACUUCGGCCAGCCUGAUGGUCUAUAGUUAGAUUAACUUCAACUGAGAGUGUCUUCUGGAUGGAAAUGAUAUUCGUGCUGAGCCCUGAAGAGGUCAGAGAUGAAGGAAUGGCAAUUGGAUGGAGGAAAGGGAGCUGUCCAAGCAUUGGAUGGGCACUUAUAUGACAACAUAGGGACUACAGUGUCUAAAGGUGGCUGAAGUAUUGCAGACUGAAGGGAGAACAGGCUGCAGCCAGGGUUUCCUUGCAAACACGGGCUGAAAAGACACACUUGUCACAUACAUGCAAGACCAUGCUCUGUUGUUCUAGCCAAGGUGUGUUUUCCCAGACUCUUUUCCUUUUAUCUACCAAAAAAAAGCAAAUUAGCCUUGGUGAAAGAUUUAUUUAGAAUAAUUCCUCUUGCCCAUCCCUCUAGCAACAAAUUCUCUUAUAUUUUGUUUUAGUAGAGAUUCUUCUCUUCUGCUUGUUUUUGCAUAAUGCUAUGGUUUAUAGCUAAUUAUAACACAAACAUUUUAGUUUUCAUUUUCACUCUCCUUUCUUCCCUUUCUCUCUGAAAUAGAAGUAGCUCUUCCUGUUCUCUGUGUGUAUUUUCUCUCAAUUAAAAAUUUUUUCCUAUUCCCAGCUACUUUUCAGAAGAAAAUAUUUUCAAGGCAUCAUCUCUGCCCAUUGCCAAAUGUCAUGGGCUUUUGGAAGACUUACUGGUGAACUGUGAGUGAUUUAGGAUAAAUACAUCAUUUAUAUGAUAGAUAAUAUUGUUUACUUUUUGACAUUAGGAUGUAUAAACUACUAUAUAUCAUUGUAAAGUAGAUUUAUAAGAGAAAUAUUUGCCUUCUGUUUAUCUUCAGUUUUAGUGCUACCUUUGAAUGUAGUCUACUUAUUGUAAAUCCUGAAAUGGCUUCAUUAUAUACAUUCAUAAUAUUCAUUAUGGUUUAUAUUAGAGAAUUAACCAGAAAAAAUCAAUAUUAUGGAUUUCUAUAAAUGUCAAAUUCUUAUUUAUCUUUUCUAUAA
Messenger RNA from Callithrix jacchus (white-tufted-ear marmoset), 5751 nucleotides. RefSeq names its product trace amine-associated receptor 2. Gene Ontology annotation, molecular function: trace-amine receptor activity. Gene Ontology annotation, biological process: G protein-coupled receptor signaling pathway. Gene Ontology annotation, cellular component: membrane. The record is from RefSeq and is a predicted model, not a curated record. Lineage: Eukaryota; Metazoa; Chordata; Mammalia; Primates; Cebidae.